AUGAUGAGCUUUUUGUGCUUAUUAUGCACCUUCCUUCCAGCGUGCAUUCAUAGCACGCAAAGCAGCUCCGUACUCAUGAGCAACCCGGAUAAAGUUGUCUCGCUCAUAUUCAUCGCAGCAUGCUGCAUUGCAUUUGUCCUCUCCAUUGGUGGAGUCAUAUCGUCCUGGGCCACAAACAUUGACCAAGGAUAUGACAACAGCUACCUGACGAUGGGAGCAGGUUCUGCCAUUACGUUUGAUGGCCGUUACGAUGACUACUCAGGAUGGUAUCUAUCGGGAAUGCCUAGGGUCAUCAGCUACGGCAACGAAAAGGCAGUGGGUGGUGCCUCCGUCGCCAUCCUGAUCCUGACAUUGCUGCUCAUUUCGAAGAGGUUCAGCGCAGGCAUAUUCGAGGAAACAACAUUGGGGUAUAAUGGGAGUUAUACGCCUCGAGGCUGGUCUUGCGGGGUGUACGAGCUUGCGUACAGUAUCGGCUACUCUGCAGACACUCUUGAGCAGACAUGCACGCUUCCGACUGUUCUCUCACCCGCCGCAAUGUAG
Fulvia fulva is the source of this 540-nucleotide messenger RNA. RefSeq lists its product as uncharacterized. The transcript is spliced from 3 exons. Bases 1 to 540 code for a protein of 179 amino acids. Lineage: Eukaryota; Fungi; Ascomycota; Dothideomycetes; Mycosphaerellales; Mycosphaerellaceae. The record is from RefSeq and is a predicted model, not a curated record.